CCAAGGUGACAGACAGACAGCCCACAGCCCUGGCUCAGAGAUAAAAGACCCGUCCAGCUGCAGACCAGGCACCUUUACCCAGAACUUUCUCCUGGACCCGAAGGACACCAUGAAGCUGCUCUCCCAGACGCUGUGUCUGUGCCUGGUGCUGGCUCUCAGCCAUGCCCACCACCAUGCUGGACAUCAAGGGGGAGAAGACGAGGGACACGAGGGACACGACCAUGGAGACCAUGGUGUUUUGCUCGACCGCUGCCAGGGGAUUGAGAUGGAUGCUGUUGCUGUGACUGAGGAAGGAAUCCCUUACUUCUUCAAGGGUGACCAUGUGUUCAAGGGUUUCCAUGGGAAAGCCGAGCUUUCCAACCAAUCAUUCGCUGAGCUGGAUGACCAUCACCAUCUGGGGCACGUGGACGCUGCCUUCCUCAUGCACUUUCCAGACAAACCCACUGAGCAUGACCACAUCUUCUUCAUGCUGGACACUAAAGUCUUCAGUUUCUACAAACACCAACUGGAGAUGGGCUUCCCCAAGGACAUCUCUGAGGUGUUCCCUGGUAUCCCUGACCACCUGGACGCUGCUGUGGUGUGUCCCGCUCCCGACUGUGAGGAAGACGCCGUCAUCUUCUUCAAGGGUGAUGAAAUCUACCAUUACAAUGUGAAGACGAAGAAGGUUGAGGAGAAAAAGUUUGAGGGAAUGCCCAACUGCACCAGUGCAUUCCGCUUCAUGGAGCAUUACUACUGUUUCCAUGGACACCAGUUCUCCAAGUUUGACCCUAAGACAGGGGAGGUGCACGGGAGAUACCCCAAGGAGGCCCGCGAUUACUUCAUGAAGUGCUCCAAGUUCGGAGACACCACAGACCACAUCGAGAGAGAGCGUUGCAGCCGUGUGCACCUGGACGCCAUCACCUCUGACGACGCCGGAAACAUCUACGCCUUCAGAGGCCACCACUUCCUGGAGCAAGAUGCUGGCAACGACACGUGGGCAGCCGACACCAUCGAGAGCGACUUCAAGGAGCUGCACAGCGAGGUGGAUGCCACCUUCUCCUAUGAAAACCACCUCUACAUGGUCAAGGAUGACAUGGUGUACGUUUACAAAGUUGGGGAGCCCCACACCCACCUGGACGGGUACCCCAAACCCUUGAAGGAGGUGCUGGGAGUGGAGGGCCCUAUCGACGCGGCCUUCGUGUGUCAGGACCACCACAUCGCUCACGUCAUUAAAGGUCAGACAGUCUACGAUGUUGACCUGAAGGCCUCCCCACCUGUUCCAGUUAAAGAAGGCUCCUUGACCCUCUUCAACAAGGUGGACGCUGCCAUGUGUGGCCCAGAGGGCGUGAAGUUGUUCAAGGGAAACCACUACUUCCACUUUCAGAGCGUCAAGGUCAUGCUGAUGGCCAAGGCUAUUCCCGAGGAGCACAAGACAGCCCUGGAGCUGUUUGGCUGUGACCACUAGAGGCUGAGAGAGUAGAGAGAAUCAAGUUAUGUACAACAACAACAACAACAAUAAAAACAGCAGCAGCAGAAGCAGCAACAACAACAACAACAACAACAACAACAACAACAACAACAAUAAAAACAGCAGCAGCAGAAGCAGCAGCAACAACAACAACAACAACAAUAAAAACAGCAGCAGCAGAAGCAGCAACAACAACAACAACAACCAAGUGGUUCGUCCACCACGUCACUAUAGUCAUUAUGAUGUCAUUCUCCUCUUCCUUUAAACUGAUAUAUAUCGACUGUCUCUUACCUCCAACACACAUUGCGUUGUCUAUUGUCCCUCUUAAUGUGCUGCGGUUUUCCCCCUAUGAGCCAGUGUCAUUGUGCUUAUGGUCCCAAAAGGUUGUCAUGGAAGGUUAUCGAGGGCAUAGAAUUCUUCUGAAUAAUGUUCUAUAGUGUUGUUCUAUAAUAAAGAUAAGUGACAACACCCAACAGAA
Messenger RNA from Oncorhynchus masou masou (cherry salmon), 1925 nucleotides. It is a transcript of the gene hpxa, whose product is annotated as hemopexin a. Gene Ontology annotation, molecular function: heme transmembrane transporter activity. The transcript is spliced from 9 exons. Lineage: Eukaryota; Metazoa; Chordata; Actinopteri; Salmoniformes; Salmonidae. Gene Ontology annotation, biological process: intracellular iron ion homeostasis; heme transport. The record is from RefSeq and is a predicted model, not a curated record. Bases 110 to 1444 code for a protein of 444 amino acids.